Messenger RNA from Nomia melanderi (Alkali bee), 6508 nucleotides. RefSeq names its product Formin homology 2 domain containing (gene Fhos). Gene Ontology annotation, molecular function: actin filament binding. Gene Ontology annotation, cellular component: cytoskeleton; cytoplasm. The record is from RefSeq and is a predicted model, not a curated record. NCBI's taxonomy places the organism in Eukaryota, Metazoa, Arthropoda, Insecta, Hymenoptera, Halictidae. Gene Ontology annotation, biological process: cortical actin cytoskeleton organization.
CAGUUUCUAUUGUGGCGAACGCUGGGACCAGACCGGCAACAGGCCAUCCUGGUAGCUGCCAGUCGUUGCCUAGACCUCGAGACCGUCGCGAGUGUUCUUCGGGCCUGUUCGAUGAUCUCUCGCUCUCCGCUUGGUAACGCGUAACCACACUGCGAAUAUUUACGCAAAUCCGUCGACCAAUUAAAAAUUCUACGAAAACUUGGAUCGUUGUCUCGGACAAUUCUAUUAAAUUGAAGCUAAUAAUCAACGUUUAUACUCGAUAUAGAUCGAAAGUAAUAUGUGAGUAUUCUCGGAUCGGAGGUUUAAGUGGAUCUCCGUGAACGGAGAAGUGGUUGGGGCGCAUAAAUAUUCGCAAUCCGGUGAUUACCGAGUUGUUAAAGUGAAAUCCGUGUACGGAGUGCGUCGGUAGCUGUGAUUGAAUAAAAGUGAUCCGGCUGAGUGCACCGCUACCCCUUGGAUUAGCCCGAGGACAUGAGACUGGGACCACGGGAUGCCACCUUACUGCCGAAAGAACUCGAUCGUUCUCAGGACACAGCUGUCCGUGAGGGUGCACACCAUCAUAGAAAAAUUGCUGAACAGCGAGGGCCGCGAGCUGCGACGGGCUCUCUUCUCCCUCAAGCAGAUCUUUCAGGAGGACAAGGACCUGGUGCACGAGUUUGUGCAAAAUGACGGGCUCGCCUGCCUCAUCAAGGUUGGCAGCGAGGCCGACCAAAAUUACCAAAAUUACAUACUACGGGCUCUCGGUCAGGUGAUGCUGUACGUGGACGGUAUGAAUGGCGUGAUGGAACACGGUCAAACGGUUCAGUGGCUGUACACGCUGAUCGCCAGCCGCUUCCGUUUAGUCGUGAAGACCGCUCUGAAAUUGUUGCUGGUGUUCGUCGAGUACGUCGAGACGAACAGUCUGCUGUUGGUUAGGGCGGUGCGCUCCGUGGACACGUCCAGAGGUAUGAUACCCUGGACGAACGUGAUGAAGCUGCUGAAGGACUACGACGCCGCUGACACGGAACUUCUGAUCUACGCCACCACCUUGGUCAACAAAUGUUUAAACGGCAUACCGGAUCAGGACACCUACUACGAUCAGGUGGACUGUCUCGAGGAGCAAGGGAUCGAGGGCAUCAUCCAGAGGUACAUGUCCAAGCAGGGCACUGAUUUGGACCUGCUCAGGCAGUUCCAAAUCUACGAAGCCGUGUUGCACCAUGAGGAUGGGAACGAUAGGGGAUCGCCUAUUCGGCAACUGGACGACAAUAUCAGGAAGACGCUGCGGAACCGUAAGUCGCUGGUGGAUUCGCACGAGCGUCGAAAAUCCCGCAGACACUCGACGGGCACGUCCCCACUGUCGAUGUCCUUGAACGCCCGGCUGAGUCCCCGGCUGAACCACUCGCUGGGCUUGAACUCCCUGAACAACACGCUGAACUCGAGCCUGCCGGACGACGACGACGAAUCGAGCAGCUCGCAGAGCUCGCAGGGUCACCUCGGCGAGGUCCAAUUGAACGGCAGCUACAAGGAGAACAAAGUGGAUGUUGGCGUGACACCGGCGUUAAGACGACGACGGGAGCGGGCCGAGAGACAGAGAAGCUUUAUCAGGGAGCAACAAGAGGCUACGGCGAACAUGCGAGCGUCCGUGGGCCAUUCGGACGAUCAGGAAAGUCCAUUCCCGACAAACGGACUGCGUUACACGAACGGCACGUCGUACGACCGAAACGCGGACUCGCCAUCGAACAAGUUGUCCAGGACGAAUAGCAGGAAGGACUUGACGCCCCUGAUGAACGCCGCGAACAAGCUCGACUCCGAGGAGAAGAAACCGUGGUACGGGAAGAGCCCCGACGAGGGUGUCGAGUGCGACGAGGGCAAUCACACCGACGAGGAUGAGGAUCGUCGAGUGGUUUUACAGCUGAAGAGGGAAGGAACCGUCAAGGACCUCACACAAAAGCUGGCGGCUCAAAAUCUUAUACCCAGCAGCCCGGUCGAGGAGAAGGUCUCCAGGAUAGGGGACAUGAGUGGUCUGAUCUCAAAGGCGAAGGAGGGCCUGGCGAAGUCAAAGUCGAAGGCGGACGUGUUGAAGUCACCAACCAGCGACAACCUGCCGAAGCUGCAGGAGACGAAGAAGUCGGAGAACGAGCUGCACUGGGAGGAGCUGGUGAAGAAGCUGAAGAGACCUCUGGCGCUGUGCGACCUGGACUUCACCGACCUGAACACCGACGACGAGGUUGACGUUCUCGGCCCGGUGAACGUGAGCAAUGGCGUGCCACCGCCGCCGCCACCCAUGGUGCCUUCCGCAGGCGGCGCUCGUGCCCCACCCCCGCCGCCCUUGGGCGCCAGGCUGCCACCGCCGCUCCCGCAGGCACCGCCGCCGCUGUUUGGCGUGAAUCUCAAGUCGUCGAGGUCGCCGACCGCGAACGAGACCGGCAACACACCGAAGAGCCCGCCGCCGACCUUCACCAAGAAGAGCAAGAAGACGGUGAAGCUGUUUUGGAAGGAGGUCAGGGACGAUCCUAUCAUACUGUCCAGGCUCGACAAAAACAAGAUGGUGUGGGACGAGCUAUCCCCGGUACCUGUUGACACGCAGAAGCUCGAGCAUCUGUUCGAGAGCCGUGCCAAGGAUCUCAUCACCAAGCAGAAACAGCAAGAGAUGAACAAGAACAAGGAGAUCAUCGUGUUAGACCACAAACGAUCGAACGCUAUUAAUAUCGGGAUGACCAAGUUGCCGCCGCCGAGAUCGAUCAAGACCGCCAUCUUAAAAAUGGACGCGACCAUUAUGAACCGGGAAGGUAUCGAGAAACUACUGACGAUGCUGCCGACCGAGGAGGAGAGGUCGAGGAUACAAGAGGCGCAGGCCGCCAAUCCUGACCUACCUUUGGGAUCGGCCGAGCAGUUUCUUCUAACUUUGGCCUCCAUCUCGGAGUUGCCCGCCAGACUGAAACUUUGGGCGUUCAAGUUGGACUUCGAGAAUUCGGAGAAGGAAAUUGCGGAACCUUUGAUGGAUCUGAAGCAGGGAAUGGAGACCCUCCGAGUGAAUAAAACGUUCCGCGGGAUUCUGAGCACGCUCCUUUCGAUCGGGAUAUUCCUCAACGGAAAUGAGGUGAAGGGCUUUCAGCUGGAAUACCUCGCCAAAGUACCUGAAGUGAAGGAUACGGUUCACAAGCACUCGCUGCUUCAUCACCUUUGCCACAUGGUGAUGGAGAAGUUUCCGGAUUCUACGGAUCUCUAUUCGGAGAUCGGCGCGGUGACGAGGGCCUCGAAGAUCGAUUUCGACGAGCUGGCGUCGAACAUCGGCAAACUGGAGAGCGAGUGCAAGGCGUCCUGGGACCAUCUCAAGCUGAUCGCGAAACACGACGGUUCCACCAUGAUGAAAGUCAAAAUGUCGGACUUCCUGGCGGACUGCGCGGAGAGGAUAAUCGUGCUGGGGAUCGUGCACAGGCGGAUCAUAAAUCGGUUCCAUAAAUUCAUCCUAUGGCUAGGCACCCCGCUGCACAGGGUGCAGGACACCAAGCCGAACGAGUUCUGCCGUAUCGUGUCCGAAUUCGCGCUCGAGUACCGAACCACCCGCGAGCGGGUGAUACAGCAGCUCGAGAAAAAAGCCAAUCACCGUGAGAGAAAUAAGACCAGGGGGAAGAUGAUCACAGAGGUUGGCAAGUUCAGGACGAAGGAGGACCGUGCGGACGCGGAGCUCAGGCAACUGCUCGGAAGCGAUAUCUCCGACGUCGAGAGUAUUCACGGCACCCUGCCGUGGAGGAGACAGAGGAAAGACGGACGCACCUCCUUGGGCCCGCUGCUCCGCGAUGAGAAUACCAACGGUAACCUGACAGACGGCGACGACGAGCUGUUGGAAUCGUUAGUGAAGACUGCGACGAAGACGCCGGCGACGAGAACAACGCCCAGGGAGCGCAAGAGGACCAGACACGCCGAUCGUAAGUCUUUGCGUAGAACGCUGAAGAACGGCCUCUCGGAAGAGGAAAAGAAGCACAUCGCCGCCUACAUCAAGGGCUACUGACUGUGAUAAAACUCGAAAUCUGUAACUCGUCCAUGAAGAAGAAAUAUGGAGAGAGGAAGGGGGAAAAGCAGCACGAUCAUCGAACCUUUGAUCGGACGUCGACGACAUGGCCCCAGGAUGCAGCGGUCCACGACGAACCCCGAGGAAUACACCCAAGGUUACACGUUAAACAUACUAAUAAUUAAAUAAAUAAAUUGCCAAGGACGAGCAUCCGAGGCUGUCGAUUCUAUUUUUCGAUUCUGUCGCGCUCUGUCGUUCGUUCUUCCCUCGAUGACAAUUGAGAUCCGAAAGUUAUUUAACCUACUAAGACAGAAUCUAUUAAGAUACUACGACUGCCGAUCGUAUUACGCAUAAUAUUUUCGAAUACAGUAGGACCUCGUAGUAAGUAGUAGAAAUAAUUCAGAUUCUUAUAUUGUACCACGAGAUAUAUGCAAUCGAAUUUUGCAAGCGUAACUUGAAAGUUUUCUUUCGAAGACUUUAUACAUGUUAGUCCCCAAUUAAAUUGGAUAAUCGAAGUUCCACUGUAACUGACAAACCGAAGGGGCCAAUUUUGACCUAUCGAAAUGUUCGUUUAUGCAUUUCACGUUUGACUGUAAUAGUUUCUGUAAUAUCAACCCCUUGUCUUGUGAUAUCGAGUCGAAGGUUUCAAGUUGUAUUUUAUGAACGUGAAUAUUAUUUGUCCUUUAUAUUUAACAUGAAAUACUUAUUCCUUGUAGCAAAUUAUUAAAUAUGACUUUGAUAAGGGUAGUAUUCCAACUAGCUGUAAGGCAAGGGGUUCAAGAAAAUGUAACAGACUAUAAUCGCUAUUUAAUAUAACAAACGCGCCAAUAAACGAUACAAUAUUUAUUCCGGUAACAUACUGAUACAAUUAAAUUUCAAUAUAUUUUUCUGACCUCGUGAAUCGAGAUUGAAUUAGUCGGAUGUAUAAUGAAUUCAUUAUUGGUGCAUUAUAUUCUAAACAUGAGAAUCCUGCCAUAAAGAAUCUUCCACGAAUAACAAAGAAGUUAACUGUAUCUUUAUCGAAGACGUCAAAAGACACCUUUCCAAAUUUUAAUUUAAUAUUAUUUUCCAAGUUAACCAUUUCCCUUUAUUUGACUUUUUUACUGUUCCGAUAUAUAAUUAAUUUUAUAAUCGUCAUGAGAAAAGUCGAAAAGUCCAUUGCGAAGAAAUGAUUAACCUUGGAAAAUAAUUUUGAAUACACAUUUGAAAAGGUGUGUCUUGACACUUUCGGUAAAAAUAGUGUAAAGGAACACGUCCCAGCGACUGGAGCGACUUCCGGUGACCGUGAUCGAACGCAUCGACGAAAAAUGGAAAACCAAGCGGAUAGAAAGUUUUCAAAUGCGUCUUCCGCGGUGACAGUUUUCGCGGGCGAGCUAAGGUCCAGGAGGGGAGGGGGAUGAUAUUUUUCGAGCGUGCCUUGAAUCAAUUCACCGUUGCAUGUUGCAUGAUAUGAAAAUGUUAUUAAAGUUCGCGAGCCACUCUGUGUCGCGCGGCUUCGUGUCACGGUUCGCGGAUACGGGAAAUGAAAAGGCGUGAGGGAGGGUUUAAGAAUCACGAAGGAUUUUAUUUCUUAAGGAAGACACAUCGCGUUAUUUGCGUCGCAAUUCAAAAUAAUAUUCAUUUAUCAUUAUUUUGAAUAUAACAACCAUUUAUUUUCAUAAUAUGAUGUUUAUAGUCUCGUGAAUGAUAGCUUCAUCUUCAUAUUUUCUUGUGCAAUUAUAUCGGAACCAAAGCCAAAUUAUUAUAAUACGAUAAUUUGGAGUUACAUUCAAAUACAAUUAAAACUAUGAUUUUCAUGGGAUCAAUAGAUUUCGAAUAAUUCAAGCAAUUUUUUGUUUCAACUUUUCAUACCAGUUCCCGAAACAAAUCUUUAGAGAGCUUCGCGCUGAAACAUUACGACUAAUUAGAUACGGUUAUUUCGUAUGAUAUGCAAGUUGAAUCUUAGCGAACGAUCGAUAAGGCUCGCGCGUUUCACGUGUACCGCGAACUGUAUCGGUGGCUCACGUGGCACGGAACGUGUUGAAAUCCAUGUUACAAGCGCGGACAAUGGUGGACGGUUCCAGAAUGGACAGCGGUAGCCAUUGUGUCGGGCGGCUGCGCCGGUAAGUUCGAACGACAGAGGCGAAGAACAGACAAACGUAUCAGCGUGUGCCUCGAACGAGCUUCUAAACUAUUCUGAUGCGUAUUUCGAUAUCCCGUGGAGUUCGAAGAGAAUAAAAGGAAAAGAAUGAAACGUCCCGAAGUCGUUGGAUAAUAAUGAUGCUACCGGCGACACUCACCUGCGUGAUCGUAUCUUUCGUACGAUAUUGAAGAGUAGACGAGCGCUGAAUGAUGUUAAUUCACCGGUUGCGUAGGUAGUGAGUCCUCGAUACCUAAACGACAAGAAUCUGUAAAACGGUGUGAUUCGUUCGACGAGAGGAGCGAUCUUAAUUAACUUAAUCAUCACCUUAUUAUCCGCGCGCGGCGUUGCGCGCGCAAUCAUUGUAAUUUACUGUGGAAAUGAAUUGAAAUAAAAUU